Messenger RNA from Dryobates pubescens (Downy woodpecker), 2028 nucleotides. It is a transcript of the gene RBBP8NL, whose product is annotated as RBBP8 N-terminal like. Gene Ontology annotation, cellular component: site of double-strand break. NCBI's taxonomy places the organism in Eukaryota, Metazoa, Chordata, Aves, Piciformes, Picidae. The coding region runs from base 1 to 2028 and encodes 675 amino acids. The transcript is spliced from 13 exons. Gene Ontology annotation, biological process: double-strand break repair via homologous recombination; DNA double-strand break processing involved in repair via single-strand annealing. Gene Ontology annotation, molecular function: single-stranded DNA binding; double-strand/single-strand DNA junction binding; double-stranded DNA binding. The record is from RefSeq and is a predicted model, not a curated record.
AUGACUGCAGAGAGUUUUGCAGAAUUCCUGAAUAAGCUCAAGGAAAUCCAUGAGAAAGAGGUCCAAGGUCUGCAGAGCAAGCUGACGGAGCUGACGACGGAGAAGUGCCGUGAUACCCAGAGAAUUGAAGAGCUGUUUGCUAAAAACCACCAAUUAAGGGAACAGCAGAAGGUCCUUAAAGAGAAUAUAAAGGUGUUAGAAAACAGGCUGCGAGCAGGUCUCUGUGACAGAUGCAUGGUCACCCAGGAGCUGGCAAAAAAGAAGCAGAAUGAGUAUGAGACCUCCCAUUUCCAGAGCCUGCAGCACAUCUUCAUCCUCACUAACGAGACAAAUCGUCUGAGGGAAGAGAACAAAACUCUCAAGGAAGAACUGAAGAGGCUCCAGAGCCCAGAGGAUACAACAAAGCACCUGGGAGUCACCUCCAAAGAAAGCAGCUCCACUCCCAGCUCCCCCUUGGCUUUGCUGUCCCCACCAAGCAGGAAUGCCUGCACUGAGAAAGCAGUUCACAAAGGGGCAGAUGAAGCUCACCAGGAUGUGCCAGGCAUUGAGCUGGAAGAAGACAAGCCAGCAGGACAGAGAAGCUCUCCAAGCAGUAGGAUUUCUCCAGGCACUGUCUUCCAAGAAGUCAGCCUCACAGAAAUGGCAUCCCAGAGGAUCUCCAACCAGCUGCAUGGAACCAUAGCCCUGGUGAGACCAGCUUCCAAACCUUGCCUCCUGGAGAAAAGUCCUCCAGGAUCAGCAGUGUCCCCACCAGCAAGGAAGAUUCCUCUUCCCCCAGAGAGGGAGCACAGCCCCAGCCUUGAGGCGUAUUUAGCAGCAAGCAAGCCAGACUCUCCCAAGAUCACUCCAUCCUAUGAGCACCUAAAACUGAGCACCCGCAGGGAGCAGCUCUGCCUCCUCCACAAGCACCUUUCCCUGCACCAGCUGGGGCUGGCAAGCAGCCGUGGCUCAGCAGACAGGGAUGGCAGCAGCUUCUCCAGUCACUUGCUGAGGGCCAAGGACGCCGAGGGCCGGCCGCGGCCGCGCAGCGGCUGGGAAGAUCGCGCGGCCCUGCUGAAGCUCCCUGCUGCCAUGGUGUACGUCAGGGACCAGCACCUGGAGGAGAAGCUGCACCUCCUCAAGCAGAGGGAGCGGCUGCAGCAGUUCCUCAUGCAGCAGUGCCAGGCAAGCCAGCGGGCAGGUGGAGACCCAAAGCCCACAUCUGAGGAGAGACCUCUCUCCCCAUGGCCAAGCAUCGUGCUGGGAUGCAAGGAGGAAAAGUCCUUCCUGGAGGACGCUGCAGAUGGGAAGGAAGAGAAGGAGCUUUGGCUGAGCCAGGACAGCUCUGAGCUCCGAGAAAAGGUGAAGGUGGCAAGGGAUGAUGGUGCAGAUGCACCACUGGAUCUGUCAGACUCCAGCCGUGGCAGGGAGUCAGGCUGGCACAACCGGCGGGAGCUGCAGGGAGCUGGCAGCCCACGGCAGAGCCCUGCUGUGCCAGCAGCCCAUGGGCCCUGCAGGAGGCAUGGGGCAGAGCAGGAUGACUUCUGCUUCCACCACUGCUUGUCCAAAGCCACCCGGACACUGCCUGGUACUGUUGAGAAGGAGGAGGAGGAGGAGGAGGAUGGAACUGUGCUCAGGCUCUCCCAGGCACAUCCAACAAACAGCUCCUCACCAAGUGACCCUGAGGCUCUUCCGGAGACUGGGGUGAGGCCAGCUGCCACUGUACAGAAGGAAGAAGCAGAUGAUGAGGAUGCUGAGUCUGGGAAGCAGGAAUCUGAUGAGCCAGACACGACGGAUAGUGAGGUGGCUGCCCCAUAUGAAGAUGAUAUCCUGCAAGAAGCCCAGACUGAUGGGAAAUACUUUUGCACCAAAGACAAAGCUCACGUGCUGCAGAAGAAGAGAAAAAGGGGACAGGAUAUCUGGACAAAAGGAGCUAGGAAGUCCAUGAGAGGAAGAAAGAAAGUCAAAGUGGAACAGUGCUCAGCAGGGGUCAUGAAGGAACCAGAGAACUGCUCCACUUCUCACAACACCACCUCUGAGGAGAGCUAG